AUGGUUAAAGUUGUUGCAAAUGGUGAGGAGCUUACGUUGCCCCUGCACAUUGCGGAAUCCAGCAGGCACCCCUUGCUGGGCCGCGAUUGGUUGCUCGCAUUGAAGUUGGAUUUCAAUCGCGUUUUUAGACCCGGUACACAUUCGGUUUCCUAUUGUGGCGGCAAUGAUCAAUCCACCGCCACUGCGUUAAAUGAUUUGCUCAAUAAAUUUUCAUAUGUUUUCGAAGGACGUGUAGGUAAAAUUGAGGGGAUUCAAGCUUCGCUGACGGUUCGAAAAGAUUCAAGGCCAGUUUACGUGAAGGCCAGAGCAGUACCAUUUGCAGUGCGCGACGCAGUCGAUAAGGAGAUCGACGCGUUUGUCAGUGAGGGCAUCUGGGAAAGGGUGGAUCAUGCGGAGUGGGCCACUCCUGUCGUUCCAGUAAAAAAGUCUGGGGGUAGAGUACGGUUGUGCGGAGAUUAUAAAAUCACUUUGAACCCGCAUCUGCUUGUCGAUGACCAUCCGCUUCCCACUGCUGAAGAACUGUUUGCUACCGUUGCAGGAGGAGAGACGUUCUCUAAGUUAGACUUGUCUCAGGCUUAUUUGCAACUGGAGGUUCGCCCAGAGGACAGGGAUUUGCUGACGUUGAGCACUCAUAGAGGCCUGUUCCGCCCUACGAGGCUCAUGUACGGUGUCGCUUCCGCCCCAGCUAUUUUUCAGCGGUUAAUGGAGGAAAUACUUCAGGGUAUCCCUGGGGUUACCGUCUUCAUCGACGACAUUCGCGUUACCGGUCCUGAUAAUCAAACGCACUUGCGUAGACUAGAAGAAGUAUUUAGAAGGCUAAAUCAUUUCAAUGCGGAUGCCAUGUCUCGCUUACCAAUAUCGUUCACUGACUCCGAGUCAGAAAUCGAGGAACCAGAUGCUGUUGAGAUUAAUGCUAUACACACGCUACCACUUACAGUAGAUGAGUUAAGCACAGCCACUCUGUCAGACGACAGUGUUCGCGAAUUACUACGAGCUCUUACACUCAGGCAAAUGAACAUGCGAAAUACAUAA
Messenger RNA from Armigeres subalbatus, 1032 nucleotides. RefSeq lists its product as uncharacterized. NCBI's taxonomy places the organism in Eukaryota, Metazoa, Arthropoda, Insecta, Diptera, Culicidae. The transcript is spliced from 2 exons. The record is from RefSeq and is a predicted model, not a curated record. The coding region runs from base 1 to 1032 and encodes 343 amino acids.